AUGGCAAGAGAUAAUUUGACAAAAUUACGUUCAUCUAACCAAAAUACUAUGAUAAUGAAAAAAACAAAGAAGAUGUCAGGAUACUCGCCUGAAGAGGUUUUAGUUCAAAUAUUAAGCAGAUUGCGUGUCAAGUCCAUUUUGAAAUUCAGUUGUGUCUGCAAAUUAUGGAAUUGUAUCAUCAAAACCCCUCAUUUUAUCUCUGCUUUCUCAUCUAACAGUCAUAGCCAUUACUUCCUUUUGUGUCCCGCCUAUUACUGUAGCGAAUACUAUCUGAAUUUCGACAACAAAGAUCUCGAUGAGUACAUGUCUCUCCAUCCGCCUUUCAACCGAGCCAGUUACUUCACUGUGAUUGGCUCUAGUAACGGUCUUGUCUGUUUCGGUACCUUUAGCUAUAGUGAGUUUAUUAUUUGGAACCCUUCCAUUAGAAAAUCCUUGCUCAUACGCGAAUCUAAUUUUCUUAUUGUCAGUUUUACCUCCCAAAAGUUAUGUGGGUUUGGUUUUGAUUCAAGAACCAACGAUUACAAAUUGUUAGUGGCUCGGUUUUUGGCUGACUCUAUUAGCGAGGUCCUUCUCUAUUCGCUCAAUUUUACUUCUUGGAAGAAAAUCACUAAUGUUGCUUGCAAGUGUAGAGAAGAUAUCAAUUGGUUAAUUGAUCCUUCUUUCGUCGAUGGAAGAUUCUAUUGGCCAAUAAUUGCUGAGACAAAGAAUGUGGUGUUGGUAUUUGACUUAAGGGAUGAGAUGUUUUGA
This is a messenger RNA of Mercurialis annua (annual mercury), 747 nucleotides long. Its product is annotated as F-box/kelch-repeat protein At3g23880-like. The record is from RefSeq and is a predicted model, not a curated record. NCBI's taxonomy places the organism in Eukaryota, Viridiplantae, Streptophyta, Magnoliopsida, Malpighiales, Euphorbiaceae. Gene Ontology annotation, molecular function: protein binding. The coding region runs from base 1 to 747 and encodes 248 amino acids. The transcript has a single exon.